AUGGAGAGUGAUGAGAGCUUUUUGGUGUUAGUGCACUCUUCUGGAAAAAUAAAAAAGAGUAAGAGGCACAGUGUGAAGGUUACAGAUAGAGAACCGCUGAGUAUUUUCAUCAGGUCGUCUGAUACACUGUUGGAUCUGAAGAGCAGUAUAUUGCAGAAGUUGGGCACGGGUGGCACAAAGUGGGUGAAGAAGCUGUUCUACAAGAUUUCUAUUGCGGUUGUGUCAACCGGCGUGCAAUAUGAAACAUUCGUGUUACGAUCAGAUGAAGAUAUGCAGGUGUUGUUUCAUUGUCAUCGAAGUUUCCCGGAAGUGAGGAUACACGAGUUGUUUGAGAAGUUGGAACAUGGGAUCGAUAAGUAUCGGCCAGCUAGUUCAGUUGGGGUAUUCACCUCAACUCAUCCAUCUCCAGAUGUAAGACGUGAGGGGAAACCGGAUCGGGUUGAAAAUGUGAUGCUAGAGGAUGAUUCCGACGAAGAGCCUGCUGACAUUGGAGGGGACAGUGAUGAUGAAAUUCCGACAAACCCAGCAACAUGUCAACCACCGCCAAGUGCCAGUACACAUGAGCAACCUGCACAUUAUUCUACCCUGGACCUGGAAGCCAUCGGCCAACCAACGGAGUCAGCACCAACCUUUGGGGGUCAAGGGUUGCACGAGGGAAAUUCUAUAGCUGAAUUUCAAGUUGGCCAAUCUUUCCACAGUAAGGAGGAAGUUGUGCUUAUUGUAAAGGAUUACAGCAUUCGGCACGGUGUUGAGUACAGAGUGAUGGAGUCGGAUCAUCUUAAGUACCAUGGGAGGUGCAAGGAGUUCGAGAAGGGUUACACGUGGAUGAUUCGCAUCAGCCUUCGAGCGCGGAAGGGAACCUGA
This is a messenger RNA of Arachis ipaensis, 864 nucleotides long. RefSeq lists its product as uncharacterized. NCBI's taxonomy places the organism in Eukaryota, Viridiplantae, Streptophyta, Magnoliopsida, Fabales, Fabaceae. The record is from RefSeq and is a predicted model, not a curated record.